Molecule: messenger RNA, 4988 nt
Organism: Camponotus floridanus (Florida carpenter ant)
Lineage: Eukaryota; Metazoa; Arthropoda; Insecta; Hymenoptera; Formicidae
Exons: 17
Coding region: 846-4988 (1380 amino acids)
Biological process (GO): presynaptic dense core vesicle exocytosis; synaptic vesicle maturation; neuromuscular junction development
Cellular component (GO): plasma membrane; presynaptic membrane; neuromuscular junction
Molecular function (GO): diacylglycerol binding; calmodulin binding; syntaxin-1 binding
Source: RefSeq, a predicted model, not a curated record
CGGCGAGGUGCAAGCGAUAAUCCGCCAGUCGAUCUUUCGCGACUUCAGUUACGAGCCAAUCGAUAGCGAGUCAAUCGGUGGUAAUAUAACAGUCAUUCUCUCUCUCCGCGCGAUCGAUCGUCAUCGCGCCGGUAUACAGAGAAAAAAACAGUGUUACAUACGAGCACGUAGAAACUCGUGUCACGUACGGUCAUCGGCCAGUGUAUACAUUGGGAGUGGGCGGAAGAGGGUGGACCGGGGUAUAGGAGAGGUCGCCCGUCGAUCCAGAUAAGCCGUGUAAACGCGAUAAGGUACGGACGAACACUUCGUCGUGAUCGCAGCGGUUAACCUGUGACAGACUGUAAACAAGAUUUUACAAUUGUUUUGUGUACGACACGAGGUAAACAGAGGGACGGAGAAAGAUAGGGGAAAAAAACGGAUCGUGUUGAGCUUACCGCGAGCUUUCAGUUCGUGUGUAACCAGCGCGUACAUCGCGACCACUUGACACGCGCAUAUUAUAUAUAUAUAUAUAUAUAUAUAUAUGCAUGUAUAUAUAUGUAGGCAUGCACACAUGUAUUCCGCGUUCGUAUAACGUGAUAGAAACGUACGGUGAGAAAAAGCAGGGAGAAGAAAGAGCGUGAGAGAACAAGAGGGAGGGAGAGAGAAAAAGGAGGAUUAUUAAUAUAUUAAAUAUAUAUACGCGGCGCGUAAUAGCCAGUAUAUCGUAUACGAAAAAAAAAAGUGUAUAGCCGGCGUUUUUUCAUCGUGAAGCAGCAUCACUUUCGUACGGAUCUCUAGUGCACUGUUCGGCGGCCGAUUAAGGACAACUCGAGAUAUUGAGCCGACCAACCGAGGAUCCUCCGACCAUGUCGCUGCUCAGCGUAACGGUGAAGAAGGCGCGGUUCAUCUGCGAGGAUGCGGAGCAGUUCAACUCCUACGUAACGUUGAAACUACAAAAUGUAAAGUCAACGACAGUAACUGUGAAAGGGGCCAAUCCAUGCUGGGAACAAGAUUUCCUCUUCGAAACGAAUGACAUGAAUGCUGGGCUCGUAAUCGAAGUAUGGUGCAAGGGAUUCUUGUGGGACCGUUUUCUGGGCUACUACUAUAUUCCACUGUCAGAGGUGUCCUACAUGAACGAGGUAAUGAGAAAUCAGUGCAACUUAAGUCGUACAGAGGUACAGCAAUUUGAACGACACACAUCGCCCGACAUGCGUGAUACCAACAGCAACACACAGCCAGACAUCAUCACUGACACGGAGACUACAGGACAGUGGGUCAAUUUAGGUCUGGAGCUGGAGCAGAGGGGCAAUGAUAUCAUCGGUACGAAGAAACCGACCGGUCAUUCGCUUUUAAUCGACUGCCGACUAGAGCUGCCGUACGGAAAGCGCGUACAACGAACUGGAUGGAAAGCCCUGCUAACGAGCAAAACAGCAAUGCAGUUGCGAGCAGCCCGGCCCAUGUGUGGCUCAGACCCCGAGAACACGGAGGCGGCCGAUCUGCAGAGGAAGCUGGAAAUGCUGAACAACAUGAUGGACCAGGAGGCGCGGGCCGAACAGGCACGAAGGCAGAUAUUAUACAAUAUAGGCCACUCGGGAUACUCGGAGGACUCUGACUACACGUCGGACUUGAAUUAUCCAGUAGGUGGACAGGGCGCGAACAGCUCGGCCUCACAAUUUCGUACGGCGGCUAACCAAUUGGCUACACCUCAAAGAUCCCUCGAGACGUCGCGAGAAAAUAGUUACGAGAGAGACGAUCAUCAGGUUCCAGUCACUGUCGGAGGAAGGCUGGCGCCUGGUAAUUAUGGAAGUUACGGGGGUUCGGGCCAUAGUCCGAGAUACGACGAGCCAUAUCCGGAGGAUGGUCUACCGCAGAGAUACUUGCAGACCCAGCAGCACCCUUCAGAGUCUUCCGAGCCACUCUUUUACAACAGUAGACCGAAGCACUACAAGGAAUACAGACGACGGAAGCACACAUGGGAUUACGACGACAGCCAAGACGGCUGGUACAGUGAGGGUUAUGAUUAUCAAGGAACAAAGGUCGACGACGCGAGGAUUUAUAGCGAUACUGAAUACUACUCAAACAACACGACAUCUACAAAAAGACGAGGAGCAAAAGCAAUUCCAUACAGAAGACCGUCUCUGGAAAGACAAAUGACUCUAUAUGACGAUCACUCGUAUUACGCUGAUGGAUAUAGCAGCGACGGCAGAGUGGGUAAAAUGAGCGCUACAUAUCCGGAAUGCGAGACGGAUAUUAGAUAUAAUGAAUACUACGACAACAUAACGGGAUACGUCUAUCAAGAUGAGAGAUACGGUCAGGACGACGAGGACAGACAAUGGGACAGCGGAGGGAAAAGGCACUUGGGAACGAGCACGUAUUAUGAAAAUAAGCGAAACAGAAAGACGCUUCCACAGAGACCAGCUUCGAGCAUCGGUAUACAUCGGCCAGAUUAUAGACCCACUGUUACUAGACAGCGUAGUUACGAAUCAGAAGAACUCGACUACAACGGAUACAAUACUCGUCGCCGGAAGAUCUUGCAGCCGCAGCAGCGUCCGAUGUCGCGGCAGGAGGGCGGCACCGGUAAGAAACUACCUCCGACCCCGACCAAGCCGAGCAACGUUGUAAUCAACCGUAAACUCGCCUCCCUGCCCGCCACGCCGAGCAGACAACUGCCAAAGACCCGAACGCCCUCCGAGGAAAGCUAUUACAAGUCUGAUUACAACGAGGACUAUAAUUACGCUUACCGUAGUCAGGAUAAUCUUCCACAGGAUACGUAUACGGAGAACAUUUACAGUCAGCAGCAAACACAAAACAGCUACGGACAGCAAAGUGCUCAGGUGGAUCAGGUGCACGUCGCUAACAAGACUCAUUACCCUGAGGUAAAUCAGGUUAAUCAAUACGGAUACGCAACGGUUGACGGCCAAUACGACCAAUCGUAUCCGGAGCAGGAAACACAGAACAGCUAUGGAGAGACAUACGCGCAACAGAAUUCGUACAAGGACGAGUUCCAGCAACCUUACGAGCAACAAAACGCUGAAACGUAUCGUGAAUCCUAUUUAGAUACGACAUAUCCGAUCGCCAGCCAGGCAAAUGAUCACCAGUACACGAAUCAGACGAAAAAUCAAUACGACAAACCUGACGGUAUGAUAAUCGAGGAUAAUUAUCAUGAGAUGGGUUUCAAUCAGAACAAUAUUCAGUAUCACCAACAGGAUUAUAAACAGCAGGACGUUUAUCAAGAGCAAUACGAUGAUUAUAAUGUCACCACCGUGCCGUCGAGCGUUUAUGAUCAAAAUAAUGUGACGAAUACAUAUAAUCAGUAUCAACCGGAGCAGUACGAUUCCCAAUAUAAUAUCAAUACGUCGACCGAUUAUCAGAAGACUUAUCAAGAAACGUACAAUCAAGUGCCUGUUACAUCGCAGGAAAACUAUCAGGAAUCUUAUACGAAGCCGCAGGAAGAUUUUGUAAAUUAUCAAACGCCAUACAGUAAACAGGAAGAUGUGCCUACAACAUACAAGAACAAUUAUCAGGAAUCUUAUCAGGAAAAUUAUCAAGAGAUAUACGAUGAAUAUCCAGACUCUUAUCAAGGAUCUUUCGAGGAGCAGCGUUACAAAGAAAGCCCAAGAGAGACGGCAACAACGACGGAUAGAAGGCAGAGCGAAGUUCCCGAGCUCUCCGUGACUACGCCUCGUGGACAGACAAGAACGAAUGGCUAUCCGUCGAGCGAAUCAGAAUACAUUUAUCAAGAGAACGAGGACGCGUCGCCAUUGAGCACUUCGAGAAGGAAGAAGCUUGGCAAUAAGCGCGAAGCCAGCCCACUUCUUCAGCAAAACACGGACUCACUCGAGUCUAGAGAUGACGAAUUAAAGGAUUCGUUUGAGACUGCUGUAAGUUCGGUCAGCAGCAAUCAGUUGAAGAAGGGAUAUAGCGAGUAUUCGACGGCCGGUGAUUCAAGUCCCGCAGCCGUCACUUUGGUAGAUUCUUUGCCGAAUGUCGCUCAAUCUCAAACGACCACGAUGGUCAAUCACGUGACUGCCAAUCACGUAACCACAACCGCAAUGGUUCAUACCACGACGAAUAUCGUGAACGGCAAACGACCAUUAGCCAGAACGGAUUCCUAUCAGGAGGAUAUCGUCGAGGACGAGGAAUACCCGGAGAUUAUUCCCAAGGAGCCACAGAGAAAAGACUCGCAGCUGUCGCAUCAGAGUCAGCUCAGUCAACACUCUCAGUCAGCGACGCAGAAGCCGAAGCUCACUAGAGGAGACUCUUAUGCCUCAGAUAAUUUCCCCGAGGAGUCUUACAGUCGUAGAGAAUCGUACUCACAGUUGCCCAGAAAAGAUUCUUUCUCGUCGACUACCGAAGGAUUCAAGCCGCCUCUUACCAGAACCGAUUCAUAUCAGCAGAGAGAAUUACGAGGAAACAAUUACGGACAAAACUUUACCGCGCUGCAGCCCAUUUCUAGAGCGGAAAGCUAUCAACGCGGUCACUUUAAGGAUCAGGAAUCGAUAGAUCAGAGCGACAUCGUUCUGAGCAACGCGAUAAACGGGGACUAUCAGAUGCGGGACGAGACUCUUGAGAGGUACGAACGAGGUGAGGAAGCCUUGCUUCGUAACUCUCGAGAGGACUCAUUGGAACAAUAUAAAGGGACCCCGUCUUUGUCGCAUAUUGACAGUCCGCGCGGGAGCAUAACUAAGCAAGCGUCACUGGACGAGAGCGUUCAGAUGGACACUCCGCCGAGAAGUCCACCGGAGCCGCCACCCGAUGAGGAACUGCUAGAGAUGGUCGGGGUCGCGCCCGUACCCACGCAACUGAAAGAACGUCCGGAAAUGACGGCGAGACAACGCUGGCAUUGGGCGUACAAUCAGAUCAUCAUGCAGCUAAACGUGAGUAUUACAAUUUUGUCAAUUGCUCCAAUAUUGAUGCGACAUACGAGAUUGCGACAGGUGAGUCUUAUUUUUGCACAAUGCUCUGCCUUCAACUAUUAUGAUAUUAAAACGAAUGCGCUAUUAAUAUAA